Messenger RNA from Juglans regia (Persian walnut), 2384 nucleotides. RefSeq names its product 5'-nucleotidase domain-containing protein 4-like. The record is from RefSeq and is a predicted model, not a curated record. The transcript is spliced from 17 exons. NCBI's taxonomy places the organism in Eukaryota, Viridiplantae, Streptophyta, Magnoliopsida, Fagales, Juglandaceae. Gene Ontology annotation, molecular function: 5'-nucleotidase activity. The coding region runs from base 349 to 2112 and encodes 587 amino acids.
AUCCCACGAAACUGGCCAGUCUUCUCCUCCCAGCUCAAGUUAUGGUAAUCCCAGCUGUGCAUACAAUCCGACGUGGCGUUUCUCCUCCUACUCCUCCAAAGUCCAAACGAUUUCCCGCUGGGAGAAACAGAAAACGAAUCUUGAAUCGUACUUAUCCUGGGAAUUAAAUUCCUCCCAACAUGGAUUAUUCAAUUCCAGACGGGGAAUAAGUAGAUUCAAUCUCUCUUCGACCCUGCGACUUCUUACUCUCAUCAAUUAUUGUUAAUGGCCAACGUGUGAAUCGCGUCGCUUCGGGAAUCCCAUUUCUCUCCUUCCACCGGUCACCACUCCGUCCUAUUUAAUUUCACCAUGCGUAUUUCCAAGAAACCCGUUUCCUUUUGCCUCUCCCUCUUCUCUCCCACUGUCUCUUCCCGGAUUCCACAUCACUCUGGAACACGAGGAGCAGUUCGCGCCGCAGUAUCAGGAGCAAGUCAAUUACAGGCCAGCCAUCCAAUGGACAAGAGCCACAGGACUUUCGUGGGUGAAAAAUCACAAAAUGUUCUUCAUAUGGCAAGCAGUGAUGGUGGCCAUAAACCAUUUAUAUGGUCAUCUUCUGAAGGAGGACACAAUAUUGAUAUAGGAAAGCAUAUCUUUUGCAACAGACCAUUAAAUAUGAAGAAUAUUGUAUCUGUCGGGUUUGAUAUGGAUUACACUUUGGCACAAUAUAAGCCUGAGACUUUUGAAUCACUUGCUUACGAAGGCACGAUUAAAAAUUUGGUCUACAAUUUGGGAUACCCCCGUGAGUUACUAGAUUGGUCGUUUGAUUGGACGUACAUGGUGAGAGGGUUGGUACUUGAUAAAAGGAGAGGCAACAUCUUGAAGAUGGAUCGGCAUAAGUAUGUGAAGGUAGCCUAUCAUGGGUUCAGGGAGCUGUCGAAGGAUGAAAAAGUUGGUACCUACGGGAAUACGUUGUUACGGGAUUCUUUUGAUGAGCCUGGCUAUGCUCUCAUUGAUACCCUUUUUUCACUAGCUGAAGCCUACUUGUUUGCUCAACUGGUUGACUUCCGAGACAGAAAUCCUGGAAAAGUUUCAGAGCGUGUUGACUAUGCUCAUAUGUACAAAGAUGUUCGUGCUGCAGUUGAUCUGUGUCACCGUGAUGGAACUUUAAAGCAAACGGUUGCAAAAGAUCCUGGACAAUAUAUCAACAAAGAUACCUCAAUAGUGCCAAUGCUCAAAAUGCUCAGAGAUUCCGGUCGUUCUACAUUCUUAGUGACAAAUAGUUUAUGGGACUAUACAAACAUUGUGAUGAACUUCCUCUGUGAAUCAUGUACAAUGAAAAGCAGUAACAGAAUGAAUUUUGACUGGCUUCAGUACUUUGAUGUUGUGAUCACCGGCAGUUCAAAGCCGGGCUUCUUCCAUGAGGACAAUCUCGCAAAUUUGUUUGAAGUAGAACCCGAGUCUGGAAUGCUACUUAAUACUGAUAAUGGCUCUCCUAUGCCUCAGGUGGGAAGUGCUUCACCAAGAUUAUCAUUGAAGGGGCUGAAUAAGAUGUGCAGAGUUUUCCAGGGAGGCAGUGUUGGCCAUCUGCAUAAACUUCUCUCAAUUGAGUCAAGUUCACAGGUUCUCUAUGUCGGGGAUCAUAUAUAUGGAGAUAUUUUACACAGCAAAAAGGUUCUUGGUUGGAGAACAAUGCUUGUUGUUCCAGAGCUUGAGAGAGAGAUCGAACUGCUUUGGAAAUUAAGGGAUAUCCGCAAGGAACUGAGAUUGUUGCAGAAUCAGCGUGACUUCAUUGAAGACAAAAUACAUCUUGUGAAGUGGUCUCUCAAGUUUGAAGAUGUUGAUGUUGAUGAGAAGCAUAAAAUGUCUACUGCACUAGAUGAGUUGGAGUCUCAAAGGGAGCAAGUCCGAUCAGCUCACCAACAGGCUCAACGGGAAUGCCACCAAAAGUUUCAUAAAGUUUGGGGACAACUCAUGAAGACUGGUUAUCAGAACUCGCGCUUUGCGCAUCAGGUUGAGAGAUUUGCCUGCCUUUACACUAGCCAAGUGUCCAACUUAAGCCUGUACUCCCCACACAAAUACUACAGACCAAGUGAAGAUUUUAUGCCCCAUGAAUUUGAUAUCAUUCCAAUUUGAAGUAUGUCACGCUCUGACGAUUUGUUGUGUAAGCCAUUUUCAUAGGAUGACAAAGCGAAGAGAAAGGGAAAGCCCAAAAGUGGUGCUCUUGAAAAGAUCCCUUUAAUGCCCAAAACUCCACACGCCCCCCGGCUUUCCUCCUUUGCCUUCCUUGAUGAUUUGGUUCCAUGUAAUUUUGUAAAUGGAUUGGUGGUCUGUAUAAUCACAUUUGUUGUAAAUCUUUCAUCAGUAAAAAAAUAAUUCAGUUGUGUAGUACCAAAGCUGCAGGCAAA